Molecule: messenger RNA, 1624 nt
Organism: Rhagoletis zephyria (snowberry fruit fly)
Lineage: Eukaryota; Metazoa; Arthropoda; Insecta; Diptera; Tephritidae
Product: kelch-like protein 8
Molecular function (GO): protein binding
Source: RefSeq, a predicted model, not a curated record
UUGAGUAAAAGAUCUGAAAUUUUAAGAAAAAGCAAUUGCUUAUUUUUAUUCAUACGGCCCACUGUACUGUGUACACAACUUAAUUGUAAAUAGCUGCUCGAACUGUACUUUUAACCAAAGUUCCAUCGGCACUUGCUACAACUGAAUGCUAAAAAAUCAGCUUCUUUCCCUCACCAAAAUUAGGUGCAAUCUGCCAUUAUGCAAUUGCAGCUGCAAUCACUAAGUGCAGCGUGGCUCGUCUAGCGGGUCUUUUUUGAAACUCGUGCUUUGUCAAUGGGUUAUAAGAUUUAAAAGCGUACCAGAAAGUUGAAAAACAAACACCUAACGGUGCUUAUAUUCCUAUUGUAUGCACUGGUAUAGAAAAAAUUGGAACUGAAUUCGAAAUUGCCAUUUUAACACCGCCAGCUUAUACGGCCUUAUGGAUUCACGCUUUCGAAAUUAUUUAAUUUUACCGUUUAUCUCCUUUCAAAUUGCUGACCAGAUUUUGAUUUAUCACUUUUGCUUAUCAUAACUUUUGCACUUCAGUUUUUUUUUAUAUAAAAUUUCAGUAUUUGAUUAAAAGUUUUCGUUUAGCAAUUUUUUUCUCUCCAAUAACUAGGUUUAAAACGCACGACGAGUCGAGGAAUAUAACAACAGAUUUCGAAACUUACCAAAAAUCUCCCUAAUAUGAAGAUUUUGGCACUGAACGUAUUCUAGUCAAGGAUUAAAUUUUACUUUUUUCUCAUUCUUUAAAAAAAAGACGCAAAAAAAUACCAAAUAGUAGCGCCAAUGUGGUCGUUUUAGUUUGUAGAGAAUUGAAUGAGCUUAAACUCUGCAUCCACGAAGACAACUUGUGGACAAUCUAGUAGAUGCGCCAAACAGUUAAAGUUGAAAAUAUGUUGAGCUUAUUCUGCUGAUUGACAAUGUUUAUAUUUAAUUGACUUAAAAUUCAGUUUUUUCAAAAAAUCCUGAAAGUACCGGCACUCCUUCGUUUAUAAAUUUCCAAAUUAUACAACAUAAAAACUAUCGCAAGCGCCAAUUCUUUGAUAACUUUCCUCUCAGCAUGUUCAGGAAAAAUAUCGCAGCCGUACACAAUGGAUGCAUAUACGUUUUAGGAGGGACUUCCGAAAAUAAGACAGUCGAGCGUUAUGACCCUCAAAGUGACAAAUGGACAAAGAUGUGCUCUUUGAACGUUGGACGUGGUGGCAUGGGUUGUGUUUUUGUAGGAGAUCAACUGUGGGCUGUCGGAGGCUGGAACUCAAAGUCCGUGUCAGUUUAUAAUGCCGAAUGUGAUGAAUGGGUCGUAAAGAAACCAAUACCUGAACUUGGUGAAUACAGGUGUUAUGUUGUGCCUAAAACCUUACUUCUAUGUGAAUAAGAGAUAAGGAAAUUUACAAAGUACUUAGUUGAAGACUUACUAGAGAUCAAUGUAUUUAUUUUGCUAACGCAACUUUUAAUUUUCACCUUAUCUUGAACAUGAAUUUUAGUUUAAUGGUUUCUAUUACUUUAAAAUAUGUUUGCUUGUAAAAUGCGUUUUUUAAAUAUCUAGUAAAUAUAUCCAACAAAGUAGAAGUGAUUUUGAUAGUUCUCCCUUUUGAACUGCGACGGGAAUAUCAAAUAAAUAAUAGAUAUUCGAAAUCGUAUU